GUUGUAGCAAGCGCGGCAAACAUCAUCUCCUCAAACUCCUCGAUUCUGGGUUCAGUGGGUAGCUCCACCAUGGUAGUUGCCGGCAGAAACAGCAUGAUGACUGCCACCAGUAGCAGCAUGACUGGAACCACCCAGCUCGUAGCGAUUCAGAGCACAUCUGAUAACACUCAGCCCCAUCUGGUGGCGAUACCUCAGAGAUCCGCCCUGACUGCUGAAGCUCUGCAGCAAAUGUCGGGUCUUCUGGGCACGGACAGAGCUGAACUGGGCUAUCAGACGAUAACCAUCCUGCCGACAGAACUGAACCAGAAUGGCGAUAUGAACUAUGUCCUGAUCAUGGCACCACAAGAGGUCCAGAAAGGAGACUCACAGCCUCUAGCUCAAGUCGUGGAGGGCCUUAAACAAGAAACUCAGGAACUGUCUGAAGAAUUGGUGGAAAUAAAUGGGGAAGUUAAGCGGGUCUUGCGGGUCAUCCCCAAGAAAUAUAUCGCUGCAAACUUUGGUGCCCAGUUGAUGUGUGAUUACUGUGACUACACCAGCCCGAAACGUUACCUGCUGACUCGUCACAUGAAGUCUCAUUCGGACGAGAGACCUCACAAAUGUAAGGAGUGCGACCGAGGUUUCAAGACCCCAGCUUCGCUGUUGAAUCAUAGCAACACCCACACAGGAACCCGGCCACAUAAAUGCAAGACAUGUGAGGCAGCAUUUACCACAUCUGGUGAGCUGGUUCGACACAUCCGGUACAGGCAUACUUUUGAGAAGCCUCAUCGAUGCCCCGACUGUGAUUAUGCUAGUGUGGAGCUCUCCAAACUCAAGAGGCACAUGAGAUCUCACACCGGUGAAAGACCAUAUAAGACUGACCUCAAGAUACACUUCAACAAACUGCACUCCAUGGGAUCUCCUUUGGAAUGUAAAAAAUGCAGUCAGACUUUCUCCGACAGAUAUUCAUACAAGCAGCAUGUGCGAGGACAUGACGUUGAUAAAAAUUUCAAGUGUGACCAGUGUGAUUUUGUAGCCAACACCGAGCGCAUGUUUGACCUCCAUGCCGCAGUGCACUCUGAUGGCAAGAAAUUUGACUGUGAUGUCUGCCAUAGUUCAUUUAACCUCCAGCAGACGUUAGACAAGCAUAAACAUUCCUGCCAGCUUGGGGGAGAGUCGGGGAUGGAGUCCCAGUCGCCUUCCUCGCGCGAUAAAGAGCCAACCAAGGAGGAUGGUGUGUUCUCACUUAGCAGCUGUAACAGUACCCCAGUCUCGUCCAGUCAGUUGGUGUCGGCACCGCUGGCCUCGGACACCCUGCACAAGAACCUGCUUCAGGACAUUAAGUCCGGCAAACUUGGGGAUGUACCUCAAGUGGUCAUUGUCCAUCCUGAUGGUUCUUUAGAGGAGAUCUCGUCCAAGGGAGACAGAAUGAACUUGGAAGACAUUUUCUCUGCCCUGGCCCACAGCGGCAAGGCUGAAAGUACUCACGCUUCAAGGGAGGGAACCCAAGCUAAGGGAAGUAAUGACAGGGCAGGAAACUCAGCCGCAGGCACUAAAAAGCAAAAGGAGCCAAAACCUGAUCUGUCUGAAGGAGAGGAUGAUGGCGAUGAUGAUGGUGAAGAGGAGGAAGAGGAGAACGAGGGACCAGAGACAGUUGAAGCAUCGCAGUGUGAGGCCAGCACGCAGGUAGAGCUGGAGUCUGACAGUGGCUCUGUGGAUGAUGAUGAUAGCCAGAGUGUCUGCUCUCCAACACACUUCCCUCAGGUUGAGAGCCAGCAUAUUGCCAGUACCAUGAGAUCUGAAUCAACAGAAGACAACUCUGCCAGCUCUAACAUAGAAACCAGUUCUCUACACAGCCAUGAGGCCUCCUCAGAUGCCAUGAGCUCCAUCUUGCAGAAUGUAUCCAGCUCCACCUCUUCUCUAUUUUCAACAGCACUGCCAUCGGUACUACACAUGCCAACAGAUCAGGCUGUGGCUGGGAGUCAACAAUUUGUUGUGGUAAAAGGAUACACUUGUUUAAACAAUGAUGGGACCCAGCCGACUCUGGUCAACGUGGCCGUGGAUAAGGACUCUUUGAUGAAGAUGCUGGCUUCUCUGGCAAACUCUGGGGACAGUGCUAUGCAUUUGCUGACCGGCGAUCUGGAAUCUUCCGUCGCCAUUUCUGUUGAUAACUCACAAACUGCAAUUCUGCCUUUGGCCCAACUGCAGCUGAACAAUUUUGAUUGUGGCUUGUCCAGUUCGCUGAUUCUUGGGGCAAAUUUUGAGGGUGAAGAUUUGAACCCCACACAUGAUCAAGAUCUUUUGAAAAGGGAAUUAAUCUCCACAGAUUGUGACAAUGCAAAUAAAAACAAAGAAUGUUCAGCUUCUAGCGAGAACAUCAAUUUAUUGGAUGAGAAUUCUAAAGAUAAUAAACCUCUUUCUGACUCGAGUUCAAAAGCGGGUACAAGUUUGUUGGAUUCGCAUGUUGAAACUGACAUAAAUUUGUUGGAAUCAAAUUCCAAGAGGGAUACCAGUUUAUUUAAUUUAGACUGUAAGCUGGAUUUGGGUUUAUCUGCUUGUGCAGGCUCAAACAACAACAAUAUCAGUAAUCUUGCUAGCACUACUGCUUCCACAGAUGCAACGGCUUGUGUUUUUCCGGCUGACACUGAAUCAAAAAACUGUCACCCGAAAAUAUGUGCACCUGCUUGUACAUCCUCAUCAUUAACUUUAAUAAAAUCCAACUUAUCACAGGGGCACUUUGUGGAUGGGUCCAACAAAAAGAGGACAGCAACCACAGACGUCAACCAGUCUCUGGUGAUGACCGGCAAACGAGUCCGCAAGACUCUGGUCAAGGUCAGCAUGUGA
This is a messenger RNA of Candidula unifasciata, 2820 nucleotides long. The record is from the annotation of a GenBank genome assembly. Lineage: Eukaryota; Metazoa; Mollusca; Gastropoda; Stylommatophora; Geomitridae.